Dimorphilus gyrociliatus is the source of this 2613-nucleotide messenger RNA. The record is from the annotation of a GenBank genome assembly. NCBI's taxonomy places the organism in Eukaryota, Metazoa, Annelida, Polychaeta, Dinophilidae.
AAUCGGUGCCUUUUUAAUGAGUAUCGUAUCAUUUUUCGAAGCGGUUAAUUGAUUUGCAACAAACCGCAGCCAACGUCGUAACCGGCUGUAAAGGAAGCAUUUCGUACUUGAUUUGUUCACAAGUUGAACCAAGUGGUCGUAUAAAGUUCUUAAUUGUUGCAUAUCUGAAUGAUAAGAAGAGUGCUUUUUAACAUCUAUCAACUCCUAUUCCAACGCCGAAAGAAGUAAUUUAAAAUCUUUACCGUGACAUUACUAUGGCUUGGUAAAUGAACUAAGUUUUAUAGGCCUGAAAAAGAUUAUUUGAACAAAAAGAAUUUUGAAUAUUUUUAUUGAAUAUUUACGGAAAAUGUCUAAUUCACUGUCCGAUCAAAACUCACGUUCUUCACUACUCUCUUUCUACAAGUCUUCUUCAAGAUUGAACUCAAUAGACAAUGAUUUUAACCAAUGGAAUAUUCAACCAAGACUAAUUAGAACGAAAAAAUCUAAGGAUAAUAAUAGUAUACAAAAAUCUGAAAGUGGUAAUAAAAAUAUUAAAAAUCUCUUCCGUAAAACUGCAACAACUGCACUUAUUCUAAUAAGGACAAUGUAUGAACAUGACUUAAGAGUUAAUAUUGAGGAUGAUCUAACUCCUUAUAUAAGUGAUUUACACUUUUAUGGAACAAAGGAUUUACAAUUCGAAAAAGGUAUACCGAAAAGAAUUAAAAUGGUUAGGAGGCAUGGGGAAAUGGAUUUUGAUCCUAGAGAUUACAAGGCUAACAGACAAUUAAGGAUAUCCGAACAACUAAGGCGAAGUUUGACAAAACCUGCAAAUGAAAGGAAUCAGGAAGAGAUUCGCCAGAUUACUGUAGCCUUAAGGAAUAUAGAAACGUUUGGGGAAUAUCCUAUUAGAAUGCAAGAAAAGAUUGCUGCAGUUGGAAAUUACGAAAGGUAUGAGGGUAAACGCGUAAUACUUCGGCAGGGGCACCCUGCGCAUGCUUUCUACUUUAUAUUAUCCGGAUGCGUCGUUGUCAUGGUAACCGACAAGGAAUCCUCUUUUACAAAGCCGGUAGCUUAUUUGCCUCGAGGAAAGAGUUUUGGAGAAUUAGCCAUAAUCAAUCGAACAAGUAGGCAAUCGAGUGUUAUUGCUAAGGAGCCCGUCGAGUUAUUAAGCAUCUCCGUAGAAGAUUUUAACAGAAUAUUUAUGGAUGGAGGUUCAAAAAACACCAACGAUCCUGAUCAUUAUAGAUUUCUAAAGGAAAUUUACUUUUUGAAGGGUUUUGAUUUGAUGAUAUUUAAAAACAAUCCAUCAAAAUGCCUAUUUCACUAUUUCAAACGAGGUGAAGUUUUGGUAAAAGACAGCAAUUAUUUUGAUUGGUUGAUUAUAGUAAAAUCGGGAAGUCUGCAAGUGAUUAAAAAGCUUCGACGACCCUUCCGAUUUUUGGACAAACGACAUCAACAAUUGCUGCAAGACUUUGAAAGAAAACGACAGAAGGAAAAGGAAGAGGAAUUAUUAAAUCAGCAAAGACAACAAACUUUACCAGAUUUAAGAAUAUCUCUUCUCUCUCCGGAAUGCGUAAAUAGUGAAAAAAAUGUCUCUUUAUCCUUACCAAAUAUAACAAGUACGGAUUUUAAAGAUCAAUCUCUAAAAUCUUUUCUGGGUCGUUUUUCAUCAAGAGAAAAGAAAAGACUAAUUGAAAACAGUGAUAAUAAACCGUAUCUUUCACGAAGUUUGGCAUCCUUUACCACUUCACCUAAAACGAUAAUCGGUUCUUCCUUCAAUUUUCCGGAAGACAAAGUGAAAGAUUACAAUGUGAAGAAAAAGGAUAAAGAAGAAAUAGACGACGAUUUAUCCAAGGUUAAACAGGAAGUUAGAACUAUUGCAACUGAUUUAGAUUCUGCUUAUAAAAACAAAAAGAAGGACGCCUGCGAAGCUGAUAUUGAUCCUAUAUACGUAGAAAUUCAAACAUUAACAAAAGGCCAAGUUUUUGGAUUACAGCAUUGCUUCCUAGACAAUCAGCCAUCUCUUUCCGUUGUGUCAAACGGUACGGAAUGCAUACUCAUUGAUAAAAAGUUGUAUAAAAUGCAAUUAACUACAAGUGGAAUUGAAGAAUUAAAAUUAGAAAUGGCAUCUUAUCCGUCCGAUGAAUUCUUCCAGCGGCUUAUUGACGACAGAGCAGAAUGGCAAGCUUAUCGCUUGAAGGCUUUAAAGAACACUUUAAAGUGUCUAAGUUUAAAUUAGAAACUAGAAACAUGACUUUUCUUUUUAAAUAAAUGAAAAAUUUGUCAGUAGCAAUUUAAAUUCUUACACGUGCACAAACGAUUAAUUACAGAUUGAAGGCCGAAAGCUAGCUGAUCAGAGUGACGUCAUAACAUAAAUCAUCACGAUUCCACCUUCAGCUGUUGUUUGCUCUCACACCUUCCAGCAGACGAGCGCACGCGGAUGAAAUUUAUAUCAGACUGCAAACUCGUUUAUCCAGUUUGCAUCUGCCAUAGGCGAUAGAUCAGUUUGGCUCGUUUUGCUGAUAAAGUGCUUACAGAACGUAAGGUUGUUCCAACGAUACUGCCAGCCUUUUUCGAUGAGCCGUUAUCUUCGGCAAUCGCUAAGUUAUAUUAUAGCCAGACUAUGUAAAUAGA